AUGGUGAGCGCUGCGGGCUCGUGGAGUGGCGGCAGCGAUGAUCCCAUGGGCAGCGACCCGUCUCCCGCGGCGUGGACCACCGGCAGCGACGCGACCGGCCUUGUGACCGGCGGGCCGCGCAUGGCGCUCGAAGAGGGCGAGGGCGACGAGGGGGAGGAGAUGGCGGACGGGUGGGCGCUGGGGGACGGCGGCUGGGGGGAUGAGGAGGCGCAGGGGGAGGCGGACGUCGAGGAGCGCGCGGAGGGCAGGAGCCUGGCGGAGGAGGGCGCGGAGGAGGAGAGCGCGGCGGAAGAGAUGGAGGGAGAGAUGGCGGAGGGUGAGGGGGAAGGGGACGAGGAGGAGGAAGAGGGGCGCAUGCUGGCUGAGGGCGACUGGGAGGAGGAAAGCGAGGCGAGCGAGGUGGGCGAGGAGGAGGAGGAGGAGAGCGAGGAAAGCGAGGAGAGCGAGGAGGGAAGGAUGCUUGCAGAGGGAGAGGAGGAGGAGGAUGAGGAGGUGGACGAUGGCGAGGAGGAGGAGGAGGAGGAGAUUGAGGGAGCGGAAGGCAGGAUGCUGGUGGAGAGCGGAGACGUGGAGGAGGAGGAAGAGGCGGAGGGCGGGGAGAUGGCGGGUGAGGAGGCGGAUGAGGAGGAAGAGGGCAGAGUGCUGGCGGAAGUGGAGGACGAAGAUGAGGAGAUGGAGGGCGAGGAUGUGGAGGAGGCGGAGGAGGCGGAGGAGGAGGGGAGAGCUCUUGUGGAGGACAGCGAGAGCGAGGAGGAAGCAGGUGGAAUGGAUGGUGACGCGGACGAGGGGGGUGAUGAGGCUGACGGACUUGAGAUGCCCAGGGAGCUUCAGGAGGAGGAGGAGGAGGAGGAGGAGGAGGGGAUGGAGAGUGACGAGGAGGAGGAGGUUGAGGAUGAAGAGGGGGAUGAGGAGGAAGGGAUUGAGUUUCCACGCAAGCUGGCUGACGAGGACGAGAAGAAGGGCGAGGAGAAGGAGGAGGAGAAGAAGGAGGAGAAGAAGCCGGGGCCCGACAACAGCCCCCGCAAGGCAGGCCCCUCCGAUGCCAAGGAUGCCAAGGCCUAG
This is a messenger RNA of Closterium sp. Naga37s-1, 1062 nucleotides long. The record is from the annotation of a GenBank genome assembly. NCBI's taxonomy places the organism in Eukaryota, Viridiplantae, Streptophyta, Zygnematophyceae, Desmidiales, Closteriaceae.